Messenger RNA from Scophthalmus maximus (turbot), 2732 nucleotides. RefSeq lists its product as uncharacterized. The coding region runs from base 399 to 1460 and encodes 353 amino acids. NCBI's taxonomy places the organism in Eukaryota, Metazoa, Chordata, Actinopteri, Pleuronectiformes, Scophthalmidae. Gene Ontology annotation, cellular component: external side of plasma membrane; membrane raft. The record is from RefSeq and is a predicted model, not a curated record. Gene Ontology annotation, biological process: interleukin-15-mediated signaling pathway; positive regulation of ERK1 and ERK2 cascade; T cell activation. The transcript has 8 exons. Gene Ontology annotation, molecular function: MHC class II protein binding; protein tyrosine kinase binding.
AUAAGCUCAGUUAAAUACGGGGGGCCGCAAGUCCAUGCAGGCCCUUAUUGGUUAAAAGAAGCCAAACCCUGAGUCUGGGAGGAAGACGGGGGCCAAAUGGGGCCCAGAGCUUGAUUUGGAGGAAGGAGUUGAAUCAGUACCAGCUUGUGCAUCACAUGUAAAUGUUUCCCAAGCAAUCGCUUCAACACUCACGUGUCUGUUCAGGACUGAAUAAGCAGAAGAGUCGACGCCGAGCUGCUCGACAACGCGUCAACAUAAAAGUAGCAAAUGACAUAAGCAAACAAUAUGUCACUGUGGGGGAACAGACACGCGUCAGUCACAGGAAGGAAACGCCACAUUGCACAUUCUGCUGAGAAAGAAAGCAGCAAAGACAAGAAAAGAGAAGCCGCCGAGGAACAAUGGUUGAAUUCAAGUGGAUUAAAGUGUAUUUGUGUGUGACACUGGUGCUUCGGUUUACAGCGAUAACAGAACAAAAAGAUCAGUUCGUCGUUGUCAGAGCUGGAACUAGAGCGACUUUGCCUUGUGGACUUGAGGAUCGGGAUAACUGUGAGAACACAGACUGGCUCUUCGCUAAAUCGCCUCAGACCAGUGCAGUAGAGCUGUUCAGAUCUGGCCUGCUCCAGACGUCUGCGAGUUCCAAAUCCAGACCAGAGAGGAUGCGUGUUACAGCAAACUGUUCUCUGGUUGUAAAGGAGGUCACAGCUCAGGAUGCUGGUCAAUACUGCUGCAGACAGGAUGAAGAUGGGAGAAUGAAAGAUGCUGUGGUUUAUUUGUCUGUCGUCAACAUGACCGAACAGAGGAGCACUGAUGGAGUGACACUCACCUGCUCAGUGUGGGCGUAUGGAGAGAGCAGAUGCACAGUGAAGUGGCUCUUAAAGGGCGGAGACGUGGAUGAAGACAACGGCGACCUGAAGACGUCACAUUCUGGCUGCUCAGCCACCGUGAGCUUUAAAAGCUCUCAUUUCAUUUACAAGUCAGAAAACUACGAGCCACUGACAUGUCAAGUGACGUAUGGUUUCACUGAGAAACGGUUUCCCUUCAGGCCUCGGUCAUCAGCACUUGGAGACAACGAGACGACAACAGAGUCAGAAGGAGGUUGGACAGAACAGGAAACUGCAGCAAAAAAACCCAACCAGUUUGUCACUCUGAUACUAGAUUGGUGGCGGAGGUGGUGCAUCGCCCUGGCCGUGGUCUUGGCAGCGCUCGUGAUCACAGUUGUGGCUGUAGUCAGAUGGAAGUGGAGUAAAGGAAACGAAACACAGACGCUUGAAAACGGGGUCGAUCCUGAAGAUGAUGUUCGCUACGCCUCCAUCCUGCACGCCACCAACAGCGCUGCCGGGAUCUGGGGUGGUGAGGACCAGGUGACCUACAGCACUGUGGGGGCUCCCUCCCCGUCUGCCGGAGCCGCCGCCCCCGACCCCAACAGCCUCUACACCACCGUCAACAAACUAAACAGAUAACAGACCGCAGUAGAAUGUGAUAUCAAUUUGAUAUCCAUGCUGUCGUCCCACAGUUCUUUCUUUAAAGCUUUCUGAAAACUGGGGACCGGAUUUAACCGGAGGUCGGCUGUUUUAUUGAUUUCCCCCUAUCGGAGUUUUUGUGCUCCGGUUUAGUUUAUAGUCCUGGAGUAAUUUUAAUUCUUUAUCCUCAGCUAAGGCAGCUUGCGGUUGCUUUUUUUUUUAAUGCAAAACAAUGUUAUGUGUCCAGAGUGCCAGCAGGGGGAGCUGCAAGUUAAUUUUCUACUGCGAGUUCAAAAUGAAUCGCAAAAAAACUAAACAAUCAUAUGUUUUAUUUCGAUAUAAACUGUACAUUGUUUGCCAGGGUUGUGUCAGAAUCCUUUGAAAUUACAGAUUCAAAAUUACAUGGCAAUUUUUGUAAUCAGCGACGGUAUCCGUUGGAGUACAAAAAUAAUGUUAUCUAAUCUGAAUACUUUUGGAUUACUUAAAAACCAAACAUCAAAAAAUAUUGCACAUUGUACCCAAAAACAAAAAGAAAAUUAACGCAACCACAAAAUUUGGACUUCCACAAAGUGAAUCUUUAAAACUGUUUAAACAUUAAAAACAUUGUCAAAAAAUCAUUCUCUAUAAAUCACAUAUCUAUCUGUAAAUGUGUUAUCUAUAAAUCAUAGAAAAAAAACAUUAGCAAAACUGGCAAUCUGAGAGUGUAUACUGUGGAGUAAUGUACACAGUUAUGUAUAUAUGUAUAUCAUUUAAAUGUGAUUUUAAAAUUGCCUUAUUUUAAAGACAUCAUCAAAAUGUAAUCAAGUAGUCAUUGAGACCUUGACAAUGUAACUAUAAUCUAAUUACACUUUUUUUCUCAAAUGUUAUGUGAUCUGAAUAUAGUUACUUAUUUUUUUAAUAUCUGACUAUGUAAUCCAGAUUACAUCUAAUCCGUUACUACCCAACCCUGCAUUUUUGCUUCGUGAACUGUUAAUCACAUUAUUUUGUACUGACGUGUGUUUUUUCAAGUUUUUUAAAAAAAGAAGGAAAAUCUCUUCUUGAUUUAUACUGUUUUUAUAGGAUGUUGCUUCUGUUGUUGAUUUUCGUUCCUCGCAUCCUCUGUUAAUACAGACAUUUUUCACAGGGGUGGCCAGAUGGGGCGACUGAAAAUCUCAGGGUAUAUUUUGGAGUUUUGGAUUUGAGUUUGAUUUUGUUAAUUUUUUCUUUAAAGACUGUAACUCUGUUUUUUGUUACCUUAGUUAUUAAAUACUACUUUUCAGCCCUUUACCUUCA